Molecule: messenger RNA, 906 nt
Organism: Plasmodium coatneyi
Lineage: Eukaryota; Apicomplexa; Aconoidasida; Haemosporida; Plasmodiidae
Product: SICA antigen
Exons: 3
Coding region: 1-906 (301 amino acids)
Source: RefSeq, a predicted model, not a curated record
AUGGGGGUUCCAACCGGACAAAGGGUGAACUGGACAACCCGGGUCAAACCGGACAAGGGGGAACAACCCGAUGAUGGGAAAUGUGGGUUUGGCGACAUUAACGAUGAGGAGGGGGUGGAUGAUGAAGACUGUAAGGGGAAGACGGAAUUAUGUGAACGCGCACAAUGUGUAACAAAUCAAUGGUCAAAGAACAGGGACAACAGAUCAGAAAAUGAUGCUUGGAAUGAUGUUAAGGGUGAACUGGAAAGACUCUCUGAGGAUAUAAAUAAGAAUGAAGGAAGUAUGAGAACUCAUUGUAAGGGUAAUUCAGAUGAAGAUAGUAGAAUAGUCACUGACAUAGAGAAAAGAGCAUGCCGAUACAUUACUGCAGGUUUAAAGCAUAUUUACAAUAUUCAAGCAAAUUCAAGUGAAAAAGAAAAAGGAAAUGAACAUUUGGAUAAUCAGUUAUUUAAGAGAACUAUGUCAUGCCUCCUCCUAAAUGCCUAUGCGGAUAAGUUGGAACGGGAGGUUAAAUCCCCCUGUAAGGUUGAUAAAGGUACAACAGAACAAGCAUUUGAUAGAUGGAAUAAACAGAGGGAUACUUGGUGUGUGGACAGUGAUAAGAGUAAAUGUUUUAUGUGUGAAAGGCUUAAAGGCUUAAGUUGUACAGUGGGUGGAACAGAAGUGAAGGAAACGUUGAAGACUAUGAUUGAUGACGAUGCCAACAUACGACAAUCUCUAACUACUCUAAAUAAUAUAAAUAACUCCAUAUGCAAUCGUUCACAAUGUGUAACAACACAAAGGACCAGGGACAAAAGGGAUGAGCGCGAUGCGAAGCGCAAAGCGCAGGGCAUAACGGGAAAGGCGAGCAAUCAAGACAGGAUUUGGGAGGUUUGGAAAGGAUUCAUAUUGAACAUUGCUGUCUAA